Pterocles gutturalis (yellow-throated sandgrouse) is the source of this 679-nucleotide messenger RNA. Its product is annotated as calcium/calmodulin-dependent protein kinase type II subunit alpha. Gene Ontology annotation, molecular function: ATP binding; calcium/calmodulin-dependent protein kinase activity; calmodulin binding. The annotation marks the transcript as partial. Gene Ontology annotation, biological process: protein phosphorylation. NCBI's taxonomy places the organism in Eukaryota, Metazoa, Chordata, Aves, Pterocliformes, Pteroclidae. Gene Ontology annotation, cellular component: cytoplasm; neuron projection. The record is from RefSeq and is a predicted model, not a curated record. The transcript has 8 exons.
UCUCGCAGGGUCACUGGCGGGGGGCUGUUUGAGGACAUUGUGGCCAGGGAAUACUACAGCGAAGCAGAUGCCAGCCACUGCAUCCAGCAGAUCCUGGAGGCUGUCCUGCACUGCCACCAGAUGGGGGUGGUCCACCGGGAUCUGAAGCCCGAGAACCUGCUGCUGGCAUCCAAGCUGAAGGGUGCUGCUGUCAAGCUGGCUGACUUUGGCCUCGCCAUCGAGGUAGAAGGGGACCAGCAAGCGUGGUUUGGUUUCGCUGGCACCCCGGGAUACCUCUCCCCUGAGGUGCUCCGGAAGGAUCCCUAUGGCAAAGCCGUGGACCUGUGGGCUUGCGGCGUCAUCCUCUACAUCCUGCUGGUUGGGUACCCGCCCUUUUGGGAUGAAGACCAGCACCGACUCUACCAGCAGAUCAAGGCUGGGGCUUAUGAUUUCCCGUCCCCUGAGUGGGACACGGUCACUCCCGAAGCGAAAGAUCUCAUCAACAAGAUGUUGACCAUAAACCCGUCCAAGCGCAUCACAGCAGCAGAGGCUCUGAAGCACCCCUGGAUAUCGCACCGUGCCACCGUGGCAUCAUGCAUGCACAGGCAGGAGACGGUGGAUUGUCUGAAGAAGUUCAAUGCCCGGAGGAAGCUGAAGGGAGCCAUCCUCACCACCAUGCUGGCCACCAGGAACUUCUCCG